Molecule: messenger RNA, 1313 nt
Organism: Zea mays
Lineage: Eukaryota; Viridiplantae; Streptophyta; Magnoliopsida; Poales; Poaceae
Product: probable inactive purple acid phosphatase 24
Exons: 10
Coding region: 1-1140 (379 amino acids)
Molecular function (GO): hydrolase activity
Source: RefSeq, a predicted model, not a curated record
AUGGUAAGAGAUCCAAGGCGCCUCUAUGCACAUGGUAGGCUUUACCACAUUGUUGAAAGGAAACCUUUCAGGAUCAAGGUAUUUGUUUCGAUUAUAGUUCUGGCUUUUCCUGUUCAGGUUCCAAUCAAUUGGACCAAUGAUACCCUAGGACACAUCAACGUAGUCUACAAUCCUAUUAACAAACUUCCAAUAUCUAAUGGGUCAAAGAGCCUCACAGAUCGCAGCGAUGGAGCCGGAUCCGGUCGCCGCUGGGGCAUCCUCCUCGCCGCCGCCUUCACCAGCGCCAGCCACGUCCCCGCCGUGCUAGCGUGGUGUGUGUCUUCGCCUCAAACGACCUGGCGUUUGGUUGAAUGGGAUUUCUUCCUAAACCUCAUAGCACCAGUCGCUUCUCGAGUUCCCUACAUGACCGCUAUUGGUAAUCAUGAAAGGGAUUAUGUCGAGUCUGGUUCUGUAUAUGUGACCCCAGAUUCAGGUGGCGAAUGUGGAGUUGCAUAUGAGUCAUAUUUCCGCAUGCCAGCUGUUAGUAAGGAUAAGCCAUGGUAUUCAAUUGAGCAAGGGAGUGUUCACUUUGUCGUGAUGUCAACUGAGCAUAAGUGGUCAGAGAUGUCAAAGCAGUACAAAUGGAUGAAUCAAGAUUUGUCAUCAAUCAAUAGAUCGAGGACACCGUGGAUAAUUUUCAUUGGGGAUAGACCGAUGUACUCAUCCCAUGUCGGAAUACCAGUUAAUGUAGAUCUAACAUUUGUAGCCUCCGUUGAGCCACUCUUGCUCAAGCACCAGGCGGAUUUGGUUUUCUUUGGCCAUGUACACAACUAUGAGAGGACUUGUGCAAUAUACAAGAAUAGAUGCAAAGGCAAGCCAAAGAAGGAUGCAAGUGGAAUUGAUACUUAUGACAACAGCAAAUAUACCUCACCCAUUCAUGCCACUGUUAGAGCUAGAGGAUUUAGCUUGGACAAGUUCCCUAGGAUUGUGUUGAACAAGUGGAGCUUAUCAAGAGUUUCAGAAUUCGGGUAUGCCAGGGUGCAUGCCACAAGAGGUGAUAUGCUGGUUCAGUUUGUAAGCUCAAGUACGAUGGAGGUUUUGGACCAAUUUAGAAUUGUGAAGCCUGAUCCGGCAAGGAGGCUACGGAACAAGCCAGUUUAACCAUAGCUGUAGUGCAUGCAAAAUAUGGAGCUGGAGCUACUUCCUUAUAUUAUUGUUAUGCUAUAUAAAAGAUGGCGUUGAAUUACACAUCAGCGUGUUGUCUAAGUUCUAUACUUAUCUGUGUGGUGUAUGGUUCUUUAUGACAUUUCCACAUGAUAGUUCUUUCUCCCUCU